CAUCUCAACUCAACUUCUCAACUGCCUGCCCACGCUACGUCGCGGCGCCGCCCGGGUUUCUCCUCCCUCCCCUCCCCUCCCGUCGCCAACAUCGCGAUGAGAUCAAUCCCCAAUCCCCAUCCUCCCCGGAACCCUAGCUAGCUAGCUGUUGCUCGCUCUCCUCCCUCCCUCCCUCGUCUCCCCUCCUCCGCUGCUGCGGCGAUCGUCGGGCCCGGCCGGGAAGAUGGGCGCGCUCGGCCCCGACACCCACCAGCUCUACCUGCAGCUGCAGCUCCUCUCCGGCCAGGACGCGAGCAAAGCUCAGCCGCCCUUCUUCCACCCGACUCCGACUCCUCCUCCGCACGCGCCGGGCUCUAGCUCUAGCUACGUCGCCGGCGCCCACGGCCCGGUGGACGACUUCGUCUACGGGUUGGUGCCGGGCGCGGGGAACGGCACGCUGGCGCCGGGGGAGGGCUCGCCGAUGCUUGGCCACAGCGCGUUCCUGGAGAACGACCAGUUCGUGGACGGCUUGGAGGACCCGCUGGCGCUGAUGAGCGGCGACGAGUUGAGCGCCUUCUUGAGCGACGAGGCUGGCGGCGUGCCGCCGGAGUUCCUGGCGAGAUCGCUCGCGGCGUGCCAGACGGCGAUGGCCGACUCGCCGCCCGUGCCCCCCGCGGGCGUGCCGAGCCGGUCGUCCUCUGGUUCGCCCGGUCUGGGCUGCGCCCAGGCGAGACCCACUGACGACUCUCCGGCGGGCGGCCUGGAGGAGAUGCUGACGAGGAUGAGCGGCGACGACGACUUGAGCGCGUUCUUGAGCGACGAGGCGGGCGUCAACUCGCUGUCCAUGCCGCCGGAGUACCCGAUUAGAUCGCUGCUGGUGUACCAACCGGCCAUGGCCGACUCGCCGCCCGCGCCCACCGCGGCCGUGCCGAGCCAGUCGUCCUCCGGUUCGCCGGGUCAGGGAUGCGCCCAGGCCAGAGCCACUGACUCUCCGGUGGGCGGCGCUUAUCAGCCGGUGCCGGACUACUCGCAGGCCGCAUCCCUCGACGCGCCGCAGCAGGAGCCUGACAGCGAGACGGCGGAGGUGGCCCGGAUGGCUCACGUGGCGGCGCGGUGCGGCGACAAGCCGUCCACGGCGUGGUCCGUGGAGGAGGACCAGCUGCUGUUCCGAGGCCUCUCCCGGUUUGCCGGCCAAGACAAUGUCAUCCAGUGCCUCAACAUCGCAUCCGGGCUCGCGGAGAAGACCGCGCUUGAUGUCGCGUAUCGGAUCCGGUGGCUGUCAGACUUGAAGAAGAAAAAUCUGGGGCAAGAAAAAUCUGCAGUAGCAAAUGUUACAAAGGGAAAGGGAACCAAGGUUGCUAACAAGAAAAACAACAAACACCCCCUGUCCAAAGAGGCUCUAGAUUCCAGGAGCGUGGAAGACAUUAUUCGGGAUAAUAACAGGCUUAUGGAUAAAAUAGAAGAAAUCUUGAGAACAGGAGAGGUGAAUAACUGUCCAGACUACUUUUACCAUGUGAAGAUGAACAUGGAUGCUAUGCAGAACAAAGUAAAGGACCUGGCCUCUGUCAUGUUAGGACUCGCGGUAGGUGAUGAAGAAUGGGAGGACGUCUUGAAGGAUCGCCACGACACACCGCAGGCUGGAGAGGAUGCUGCCACCACCCCGGCGCCAUGAGCGUCGCUUUGAAAUGGCUCUUCCCAAGCGCUACUCGCUGUCCUUUUCUCGCCAUCGAUAGAAAUUGUGUGCCAGUGUACAUACAUGCCCUGUACAGACAUUAAUUCUUCUUUGUGAUGACAAGGUUGAGUUUACAGAUACAUUAGUUAGGUGGUUAAGCAUGGAUAAGGCUCACCCAUGCUUAAGUUUUUGCUUCCACACCGUGAAACUCCCUUCGAAAUAUUAUUUCUUUUCGACAUUUGUAUAUCUUUUGGACAUCUGGGAUGCUGCUGCUACCGGGUUAUGCUUCUAAAUAGAUCGAGUAAUUCUCUUUGGACACUA
Messenger RNA from Aegilops tauschii subsp. strangulata, 1972 nucleotides. RefSeq lists its product as uncharacterized. Lineage: Eukaryota; Viridiplantae; Streptophyta; Magnoliopsida; Poales; Poaceae. The record is from RefSeq and is a predicted model, not a curated record.